Saccostrea echinata is the source of this 3445-nucleotide messenger RNA. Its product is annotated as transient receptor potential cation channel subfamily M member 8-like. Gene Ontology annotation, molecular function: ligand-gated calcium channel activity. Gene Ontology annotation, cellular component: membrane. The record is from RefSeq and is a predicted model, not a curated record. The transcript has 21 exons. Gene Ontology annotation, biological process: calcium ion transmembrane transport. NCBI's taxonomy places the organism in Eukaryota, Metazoa, Mollusca, Bivalvia, Ostreida, Ostreidae. Bases 86 to 3232 code for a protein of 1048 amino acids.
AAAUAUCGAGAAAGGCGCUGGAGGAGACUGGAUUUGUUUUUGUGGAGGAUAGCCUCGCUCCUUUAGGUCGGGAUUCAAUAGAACAAUGUUGGAGGUGAACUCAUUAACAGGAAGGCGUGGUGGGGAGGUAUAUGAAGUACAAAGUUCGUGGGAAAACAUCAGAGAAAAUGUGGACAGUACACCUACCAUGGUGUUUUCUGUGAUUGGAGAUUCAGACAGUUUCGUCCCUAAACCGUGGGCUAAAACUGUCUUUCAAACUGCUUUAAUUGAAGCGGCUAAAAGCGGGGGAGAGUCCUGGAUUCUUUACCGGGGUCAUAGUUACGGCGUUUCUGAUAUCAUACGUGAAGCCUACAGAAACUAUGGAGAUAUGGAGUUCGGAACAGACAGCAAGAAUGUUAUUCUCAAAGACAAAAGGCGACACAUAAAACUAAUAAGCAUUGCUGGAAAAGAGUCGCCUGACGGAAUGCAGGAGAUGGAGACAGAAGAUAAGACACCAGAGUAUGGGAUAAAUUUCGACGCCGGGGAGGAUUUCCUUAUGGAGUUUGAGAAAUAUGUUUCGGAACAAGAAGUAUCAUUCUUCAGCCAAAAAAUAGACUUCAAGAUGCCUGUUCCAAUUGCAAUCAUUGUUUGUGAGGGUGACAUCGAAACUGUUGCACAUACAGCAGGGGCACUGGAAAACAAACUACCUGUUAUCAUUAUGAAAGGAUCGGGGAAAGCUGCCGAUUUAAUUUUAGACUACCUAGAGAACAAUGAUUUAUUGAGAAAGAAAGCCAGCUUAUUGUUUGGGAUACGAUUCGACAGCAAUAAUUACGAAAAAUUGAAAGACUACCUUGACACCAUCAAACAAAAGGAAGAUUUGAUAGCUGUAUUUGAUGUGAACAAUGACGAUCCUCUGAUGCUCUCAAACAUUGUGGGGGAGGCUGUCGUCAGUUGUUGGGCCAUGGAGAAAAUUCUUCACGAGGACCAUCAAAGUAAAACUAAAACUCUGCUGCUCAUAUUUAAUCAUAUUAACCUUAGACCCAAGACAGCAAUUCCUCAUUCGCAAAAGAAUGGUUUGGCUUUCACUGGAUCUUCACUGGCCUGGAAACUAUUACGUAGGAACUCUGUCAGACCCGAGGAGAACAUCAUGAAUCAGUUACUGGGAGACUACAAGGAGGAAUCAAGAGUUUAUGUUUUAAAUCCAAAGUAUACGUCACCUGCCUCGCUGCCUCUGUAUUUUUACUUUGGGUUCCAACUCUUACAGGAAUCAGGAUUAUUGAAACAGAGCGGACAUAUUUUACUGUUUGAGGCACUUAAAGCUAACAGAUGUGAUUAUGUAAGAGUUUUACUGGAUCAAGGGGUAAAAUUCAAGCUUAACAAUUUGCCAGAAUUGUAUGAACAGACUGUUUCCUGCAAGGAGGAUUGUGAAUUUAAAGAUGAGGAUUGUCUUCACAUGGAAUGGAUUCUAAAGCAAAUCCAAGAAACGCACGCAAAGAGACUUUGUAAUAAACACAGGUCACUCCUACGAAAAAUAAAGAAAGCAAAAGACAAACAUAAUGACAAAGACAGGGAAAAAUAUGAGGAUCAAAGAGAUAAUUUACAUGAUUCCGUGGCAGAGGCAGCUAAAGGGUUAUGUCGGAAGAUACUAAGAUAUAAAAGUAAGGAAGAGGAGUCAUGGGAUCAAAGCGGAAAUGGAGAUUUAAAAGAUGCAAAUAUUUCUGAUAUUUUGUUGUGGGCAAUAUUUGCAAAUAGAAGAGAAUUGGCUGAAAUUUGCUGGCUUCGAAGUGAGGACCAUCUGUUGACAGGAUUGGUCUGUUCAGCUAUACUGCAGAAGCUGUCUGUCAAAGCUGGAAAUGUUAAAGAACAGAUUCUAUCAAAUGAUCUAGCGGAACAUUCCAAGUUGUUUGAGCAACGUUGCCUAGCAAUAAUGGACAGAAUGUACGAGGAGAACACAAAGCAAGCCAUAGAAUUAAUGGACGACGAGGCUUCAAUAUGGGGAAUACAUUCCAGUCCACUGACCUUCGCCUAUGAAAAUUUUAUGUACGACGUAGUAGCUCACACUUGCUCCCAGAAAAACAUGAAUAAACAGUGGUACAACAACCUGGCUCCUGAUCUGAAGCCAUUCCUAAAAUCCGCUUUUCGAAGACCCAGGAAGUUCUUCACGGCUCCUCUGACAAAAUAUGUUUAUAAUUAUAUAAUGUUUUUCACCAUGUUGGUGAUGUACAGCGCCUUUGUUCUGACCAGCAUAAGUACGAAAUAUUACGUACAGGACAGAGCCAGAGUUUUUGAGUACUAUGUGUAUUUCUGGGGCGCGGGUGAUUUCAUAGAGGAACUUAUCAGCUGUUUUGGAUGUCUGGAAUCAAGAGGCAGAUCACAUCGAGGUUACUACUCACGAAUGAAGAGAUAUCUGUAUGAUUUCUGGAAUGUUGUCGACUUGUUGUCGUACGCCUUAUUAAUCACAGCUUUAUUUGUACGUCAUUUCCAUCCCUCAGAGACCUUCACAAUAGCCAGGAGAAUGUUUUCUCUCUCUCUUCUUGUUAUGUAUUUGAGGUUCCUUGAAGUAUUUCUUAUUCACAGGAGAAUGGGACCAACGCUUAUCAUGAUAAAGGAAAUGUUGAAAGACCUGUUUAGUUUCCUGUUCUUGGCGAUGUUUGUUGUUUUUGGAGUUGGUAUUUACUACCAUGCGAAUCUAUGGCCGGACCAUCAGACAAUCUGGGACGGUGAUUGGACAAACUGGAGAAUUUGGACAAUAAUCUAUUACCCUUACUGGCAGUUAUACGGAGAAUCAUUUAGUGAAUUUCUUCAAGGUGAGGAUCUCUCAGACUGUACAAAUAUAACCUCUGUUUGGGAGGCGGAUCCAUCUAUUGACCGAUGUCCACAGGAGGACUGGACUGUGUUGGCUAUCUCAGCAUUCUACAUGCUUUUCUCAAACCUGCUAUUGGUUAACCUAGUAAUUGCCAUGUUCAGCUACACAUUUGAAAGAGUGCAGAAUAAUGCAGAGAAACUAUGGCGUUUUGAGAGAUACACGGUAAUUAACGACUAUGAUUGGAGGAUUCCGUCUCCUAUCAAUCUUAUUUUUCUGCCCUAUCGUUUCUGUUGUUGUCCAGGGAGACAAGGAUGUUGCCUACAUAGAUGCAGGGAAUGUUGCUGUGAGGAAGAGGUAAAAGUGGAAAAAAAUGAAACAGAAAAGUCCGUGAAAUUCCGUAAAAAUUUCCAAAAGAUAACAGCCUUCAAAAUACGGAAUAAUAUGUAGGAGGAACUCAGUCUAAUUCAAAGUCACAAGAAUACAAAUUAGGCAUGGCAAUGUGAUAUUAGAAAAUUGAUAAUGAAAAUGUUGUAUGUUUGCAAAAAUGUCGUCCAAUUGUAUGAAAAUGUAUUGUGACAAGAGAAAAGGAAUAUUUCCAAUUUCAUGUUUAUUUAUUUUUUUACAAAACCUAUAUUAAACAUUCCGUCCUACGAAAAUUUU